Molecule: messenger RNA, 2374 nt
Organism: Cladocopium goreaui
Lineage: Eukaryota; Dinophyceae; Suessiales; Symbiodiniaceae
Source: the annotation of a GenBank genome assembly
CAAGUUCCGUGGGGCAAUCCUCCCAAUCUGCGAGCCAAACGAGUGAGGAGGUCCAAAAUGAGUCUUCGGCUCGCCAUUCACAGACAGCUACCUGCAUCACCUGCAGCACUUACGGUGGUGCUCCUACACACGACGUCCAAUCUUGGACUGACUCCAUCAUGCAGGAGACUGAGCAGGGUGCCCGCCUGGAAGUCAUCGACACUGAGGUGAAACUGGUGAGUGUGUGGGACAUCGUGAAACGAGCCUUUUGGGACUUUGGCCACCUCGAUUGGUUCAGUGUGUCGUUGGAUGAACUCAAAACAAUCGUUUCUUCGUCCUUAAACCUCAUCCUGGACACGGCCACGCACAGAUGCUACACCAAAUGUGAAUGGAUGGAAGACGCACCGCAUGGAAAGGGUGAUUUGUACGACUUGCUUCAAAAGUCUGGAUGGGUCUUGAUGGUCAGAAAGACCCAACCCGAGGUCGUUCCGCCAGAGCAGUGCUUAGUAUUUGUGAACUAUGAUUACAAAUGCAUCCAGAAUUUCGCAGAAUACGUCAAAGUGGAAUUCAAAUCGAUGUUUGGGGACAGCUGCUUUUGCCCCUCAUGCGAAGGGCAGUUUCUGCCACACGAGCUCAGAGACCACCAGGCUUACUGCAGCGCAAAUCAAACUUUUGCCGAGAUUUUCUCUCCGCAGGAAAUGGAACUGUUCUGGUCUUACGAGCUACGCAUGGAGGAGACGCUGCUCGGCCCGCUUCAGCUGGGUUUUUGCCUCAUCACUCACAUUACCUGUGAACUCUGUGGCGGGACCUAUCCAGCGUGCGACAGAACGUUCCAUGCUGACACAUGCACAAGGACGAACUGGAAAGAUGGUGAAACACCGAAGGAGUCUAUCAGCAUCAGCCCAGCAGCAGCAGGCUGCACAGUGGACAACUACAUCACCCUGGGUGGCGGAUUGAAACCACAAGUCUUCAUUCCGAUCACUCGCAAACUUCCUUCACACUAUGCCGAGAAAUUGAAAGAGGGCUAUGUCAUGCGCCGCUGUGCCGAUACUUCAAAACCAGCGUUGCUGCCGUCGGUCAAUAGCACGGAUGUCGACGGCACAGAUGGCACAGCAAGCAAGUUGCAAGUGGAAAUCUACUUGGCCUUGGAAAAACUCGAAGAGGACAUGCGGCCUAUUUGUCAUGAGCUUCGUAGGCACCUCGAAGUCUCCGAACUUAAGCAGUUCAGGGAAUUGGAGAAGAAGCUGAAAGGCAGAAGCGGAUCUUGGAGACCACGUUUGGGAGAGAAGGCGAAGGACGUGGAAGCUCUGGAGGAUUCGUUGGAAGACGCCCGCUAUGAAUUGAUCUCUCUGUCAAAAACUGCGUCGACCAAACAUUGCUUCGACUGCAUUCAGGACAUCGAUCGAGCCUUCAAUGUUUGCAUUGAGAAGUUCCAUUGGGCGAAAAAACAGUUCAAUGUGCAGAGCACCGCUUCUUGCCAAUGGUUUCUGGGGCGUUGGUGGAAGUCUACGGUUGACCCAAAGUCAACGUGGAAGAAUCAGGCGUGGGGUCUAUGCCGAGCAGUUCCUGUUUCUGAGCCAUGCCUGGACCGCGUUCCAGAACCAUUGAAAAACAAAGACAUUGAUUUAUCAGGAGCUUCAUCAGGAGCUUCAGAUUCUCAACUGCGAGACUUUCUCUCGCCCAAGCUAGAGCUUGUCCUUCAAGCGAAGUCCAUCACAGGCCUUUUGUGCCAAGAAAUCCUCAAUCUGAAGAAAGUUGGAGAAACUGAUGCAACGGUCGACACAUCCCGAUUCGAUCAGUACUGGAAAAGCUUUUGCUCGGCCAAGAAAGAGCCCCACGCUGCAGCUCAAAGCUUAGGCCAAGGCCAUGUGCAGUGGAGGAACAAAGAUGCUUUGGAGAUGGCUUGUGAGAUGGCCGCAUUGGGCAAGCCGCAUUGUGGAAGCAGAGCUUGCUAUGUCCUUUGUGAAUUCCUCAAAUUCUGCAAGGAGCACCUCCUGACAGCAGAGACAUUGCAGAAAUGGGCUGCAAGGAUUGUUACCUGCGGCGAGUGGGAGUCGGUCGCCGAGCUCUUGAAGCUUUUGCCGAGUUUGACGUAUUUGGAGUUUUGGGGCAGGUGUGUUGUUCAGCCAGAAGAGGAAGAGGAAGUCUGGAAGGCAGUCUGUCUACACCCAGAAAUUCCGAAGCUAGACUCAAUUUGAGCCUGCAGUCUGUUGAAGAGCUGGAUGAUAGGGAAGCAUCGGAUUUCUUUGAAUUUGUGGCUGCCUGCAGCUGCCUGCUUCAUUUUUUUGUUGUUUGAUAUGGCAGAAGGACUGCUGGACAAAGAUGGUCUGGUUGCUUACUCACAGAGAAACCCGUGCAUGUAGGAUCAUGUAGGUUCCUUGUCGCCUGGGUGUUG